AAUUUCAUGCUCGACCAUACACAAAAACUCUCAAACAAUGUACUUAUCAAUUUAAAAUAAAAUAUAAACAUCAAUCUAUUUUUGUCUAUCAGCCAUACUGGUUAAGCAAGGUGCUUUACAGAUAGAUUCCAAAUUUUUGAACGGAAAAAUAUAUUCGAACACACUGACGGUGCAUGGGAAAUUAUUUUGUUAAAAAAAUAUUCCGUUAGAUUGUUCUGACUCAAAUUAACGCUUACAUUUAAAUUAGCCAAUCAGAUUUUGUGCACUUUAUGGCCGCCAUUUGGUUAUCGGCUGUAAAAGGAAUUUAAGUACAUGAGAGGAUUUAAUCAUGAUUUUUCGGAUGUGACAGUUUAAUUAUUUCGACAAAAGUUAUUUAUUUUUUAGUUUUGUUCAUAAAUAGGUCAAAACUUAUGUAAAUACACGCUGUCUUCAUUGUUUUUCGUUCCGCCCGAUUUUCUGGCGGAACAUGCUAUGGGUUUUUGAGCAAUUUCGAUAUGACGUUGCUUUGCCCAGAAGCAAAAAUAUCUCAAAGCGACGUCAUAUUUAUAGGACUAGGAACCAGAGAGACCGCGCUUCUGGACUGAUGGCAUAUAGUUUUGCGGCAUCCAUCCUUCCAUCCAAUUACUGUAGAACCUUUAUUAUAAUAUAAGUAAAUGACUUACCUAUUUAGAUGUAUGUAUAUCAGGUCCAGAUGCACUGACAUGCCUGUCUAAUCACCUGUUCAAUGUUGCCUACAGCACCAAUGGCUGCUUUUAGAGGAAUCAUCCAGAAUCCCAAUGGGCCCUUCUCCAUCAGGGGUUACAGCCAAUCAAGGUUAUCAAACAUAUACUUAGGUACUCAACCUAUCUCUUACCCAGGUCUGUUAAUACCACAAUAUUGUUGCCCUUCCGUCAGAUUUUUGUCCAGUCCAUAACUGUUAUUUAUGAAGGAAUUUCAAUUAAUGAUGUAUAAAUGUGUUGUACUUUGGGCAAUUUUUCAUGUGCUACAUCUAAGUCUGAAGUUCAAAGGUCAAGGUCACACUCUGACUUCAAAGGAUAGUUUUAUUUUAAUAAAAUUGCACUGAUGUUCGUGUUCCAUAAACAAUUCUGUGAUUUAAAGCAACAUUAAAUAAUAUAUAAAAAUAUUUUGCCAUUAACUCAAAGAAUGAGCAUUUAUAUAGUUCCAUAAACCUUUUUGACGGGAUAGCUUUAAAUCUGAUCAAAAACUGUUCAGAAAUACGAAUUUGAAAGGAAAACCCCACGGCAACACUAAUGUUUGUAUACAAACUUUAACAUGUGAAUGAAGAGACGGGAAUUAGUUCGCGCAUGCACCAAGGCAAUCAUAAUGUCACAUGGAUCAACAGUUUAAAAAAUGGCAGAGCGACUGAAAAAGGAACGGAUGAAGAGAAAGUCAGAGGAGGAGCGGUUAGCUACGAAAAAAAGAGUGCAAAAGGAAAUACGAGUUAUCGUCACAUAUAAUAAGAAUUUCAUUGAGAAAUUUCAGUAGAUGGAAAGAUGCAAAAAACGCCCUGAAUGUCAAGACGAAUGACGACGUUGCAUCGGCUCUUCUUGAUCUGUGAAAUGCGAAAAGGGACACAUUAUAAGAAGAUGGAAUUCUCAGCCAUUGCUGAAAAAGAAGCCUGCAGGUGACUUACUAUUGUCCGCAGCAUUACUGUGUAGCGGGAAUAAUUAUGAAAAAGUACGUUUGAUGCAUAGUUUCCUGAGAUUAGGAAUAACUGCUUCUCCAACGCACUAUCAGAUCCAAUCUAAACAUGCUAUUCCGGUCAUUAAGGAGGAAUUUGAGAGAGUCAUGAAGGCCAAUAUAGAAAAGUAUAUUGGGAAGAACAUAGUUAUUGCAGGUGAUGGACGUAUGGACUCACCAGGACAUUCAGCCCAGUAUUGUACAUACACCAUAAUGGAAUAUGAGAACAAGGACAUACUUGCCUGUGAGAUAGUGAAUAAAAGAGAAACAGACAUGAAGUCAACCGCUAUGGUAAAAGAAGGACUGAAGCGUUGUUUAAAGAAAUUGUCUGAUAGUGGAAUAACCAUACAAGAGCUCUGUACUGAUGCAAGCACAUCUAUUGCCUCAAUGAUUGGAAAAGAAUAUCCAGAUAUAGAGCACUCAUUUGACGUAUGGGACGGAGCAAAGAACUUUGGCAAAAGACUAGGAGCAGUUGGAGCGGAAAGUAAGAACAAGGAACUGAGACCAUGGUUACCCCAUGUCAUUAAUCACUUCUGGUAUUGUUGUCGAGAGGCUGGAGGAGAUGAGCAUAAACUUUUGGGUAAAUGGCGAGGUGUUCUCCAUCAUGUGGUCAAUGAUCAUAAGUGGGCACUUGGUGAGUGUGAUCACGGAACAUUGCAAGAGGCGGAAGACAGCAAAUGGCUUGAACCUGGAGAGUCUUCGCAUUUAGCUCUUACAAAGCUUGUUUUAGAUACAAGAUUUUUGCACAACUUGAGAUUCUAUAAGAAUUUCCGUCACACUGAGGAUUUAGAAUCAUUCCAUGAACAUAUUCUCAUGUACUGUGCUAAGAGAUUUGCCUACACACAUCCGGUCUACAAGGCUCGCAACUACUUAGCCUGUAUUGAUUACCAGGCCCAUAAAGAUCGAGGAUUGUUGAGAAACAAGAAAGGAGAAAUUAGACUUCAUAGGAUGUUUUCCAAAAAGAGUAACAACUGGACAUGUUAUCCCCAAAAGCAGCCAAAGAAAUAUGAAUACAUUCCCGAACUUUUGAGACAGAUCAUAGACCAUUUUGUUUCAAGUGACAUUCCUUUAACAGCUCCUCAGGAGAUGUCACCAUCAGAUCCAAGAAAAAUGAAACAAACAUUAUCAGAAUUGUUUCCCCCUCCUUGUGUUUUAAUGGAACAGAAAAAGUCCAGAUUUGGGGAUGAGAAAUAGACAUAUACAACUGAGUGUUUUGGGAUGAGAAAUAGACAUCUACAACUGAGUGUUUGGGGAUGAGAAAUAGACAUAUACAACUGAGUGUUUGGGGAUGAGAAAUAGACAUCUACAACUGAGUGUUUGGGGAUGAGAAAUAGACAUAUACAACUGAGUGUUUGGGGAUGAGAAAUAGACAUAUACAACUGAGUGUUUGGGGAUGAGAAAUAGACAUAUACAACUGAGUGUUUGGGGAUGAGAAAUAGACAUAUACAACUGAGUGUUUGGGGAUGAGAAAUAGACAUAUACAACUGAGUGUUUGGGGAUGAGAAAUAGACAUCUACAACUGAGUGUUUGGGGAUGAGAAAUAGACAUCUACAACUGAGUGUUUGGGGAUGAGAAAUAGACAUCUACAACUGAGUGUUUGGGGAUGAGAAAUAGACAUCUACAACUGAGUGUUUGGGGAUGAGAAAUAGACAUCUACAACUGAGUGUAACAAUGAAGUUACUAUACAAGUACAUAAUUACCAGUGCACAGUUAUGCAUGCCUACAGCCACUCAAUCAGAUAUAUUCAUGUAUUGGAUGUUAAAUUGAUAAUAUGCCAUUUUAAAAAGGUUACUUUGUUAUAUCUUUGGAAUUUCCAUGUAUGUGAUAUUAUAUUUGGCUGCAUUUUUCAGGUCUUCAUGAAAUGUUUUCAAUGAAGAAAUUUUGUGAGUCAUUGGCAAUCCAAAAUGAUGUCAAUUGGUCUUUUAGGACAUUUAAUCUGUUAUGAGGCUAUAUUUUGUAGGUUAUCCUGACUUCAAAACAUGUAAAUUGAUUAAUUUAAGGAUGGAAAUGUAUAUAGAUAGUUCUGAUGCAGACUUUGUUUAAGACCAUUUUUUUUCAAUAUUUUGUUUCACAAAAAGAAACUCAGUUUCCAGAUAAUAACUCUUUAAAUGUGACGCUGAAUUGUAAUAAUAUUUGGUUCAUCAUAAAAUAAAGGUUGAAUUUGAUUUCUUGCCACUGAUAUAUAAGCGCUAGACUUUUUGCUGUCCGCAAACUUUAUCUUUGAUAAAAACUUUUUAAGUUCUUGGUGUAUUGUCUUUAUACAUGUCCUUAACAACCUUUGGGACAAGAUCUUCAAGUAAACCAGACUAAACUUGAUCUUCAUUCAUAAUUGCCAAGAUCAAAUGUCUAAAUUUUGCUUGAGUUUUUCUAUUAGUGGCUUCAACAUUAUUUUUGAAUGGCUUGUCUCCAAAUUUGAACUUAACAAUUUUUCAGGAUAGACGUUCAAGAAAACCAGACAUUAACCUUCAUUAAUGACUUUGAAGGCCAAAUUAAUGAAAUUUUUAUGUUUUUGCUUGUAACUGUAUAUAACUUGGUUAUAAUGAAUGGAUUAACUUCAUAUCAAGAUUCUUCAGGAUAAGAUAGACAUAUUAAACUCAAAUUGACCAUGGCUCAUUAUGACCUUGGCAUUGAAGGUUAAAUUAUCUUAUUUUCACUUAUCUUGCUAUUAUUUAACUGUAACUGAGUAUUUGAAUUAUCUUCAAAUUGGGAUAAAACAAUCCCUUGGAUAAACCCUCCAAAAGUUUAUCUGACCUUGACCUUUAAAUGACAUUGACUGUAAAUGUUAAAUUAUUAAUUUUGCUUUUUGUCAUAACUAGUGACAAAAGAAGACUUGCUUCCAAGCAUAUUUAAUAUUUAGAUGUGACCUUAAAUUGUCAUUGACUUUCAAUGUCAAAUUAAUGGUAUUCUCUUGUUUGUUUUCUGUAACUGUAUAUAACUUCAUUAUUUAUAAAUGGAUUAUUUAAGUCAUAUUGAGACACAUUUUUAGGCCAGGACCUUGAAGGUCAAAUUGAUGACUGUUAGCUAUAUUUAGCCCCGUCCUGCGAGUGCCCUUGCUCUGUUUUUAACACAAAACAUGGUUUCUUUAUAAAGCUCUUUGUAAUAAUUGUUGUUACACAGAUGAAACAGUAAAUGCAGAUAGAGUUCAAACUUAGCUUAGGAAUGUGUCUGUUUUUUGAAGGACUUUGAAAAUACACACUUUUGCAAAUGUUUUAUUUAAAUAAAAGAACUUUUUCUCAUUUUCAAACUUGGUGUCAAAAUUAUGCUUUACUUAUGAUUAUCACUUACACAUUUGAUAUGAUUCAUAUUAAGUGAUUGUACAAACAUUUGUCUUAGAAUAUGUUUAUAAAGUACUGAACAAAAACUUGAUAUAAUAAAAAUUUCA
Molecule: messenger RNA, 5062 nt
Organism: Ruditapes philippinarum (Manila clam)
Lineage: Eukaryota; Metazoa; Mollusca; Bivalvia; Venerida; Veneridae
Exons: 9
Coding region: 1687-2874 (395 amino acids)
Source: RefSeq, a predicted model, not a curated record